AAAAAAAAAAGAAAUACCUGGUUGGAUUUGGAUACAAAAAAAGCCCACCAGCGUGAGGCCAUUUUGCGUCUGAAAGCCCACCAGCGUGAGCCCACUUUGCGUCUGAAAGCCCACUACCAUGAGCCCACCUUGCGUCGUUGUUGUUGGAAACUCGUCUGAAAUUCUCCGUCUUCUUCUUCAUUCGUAAUCUGAGAAGCUUCUUUGUCUUUGAUGAUUGCUUUCUUCCUCCAGCAUCGUCGUCAAUGGAAACGAGAAUCCUUUGAUCUCUCCUCUCAGUCGUCUCUCUCUCGCCAUCUCCGCCGUCGGGCCAUGGUCGUCGUCAAUGGAAACGAGAAUUCGAAGCCCACCGUGUCGUACUCUGAGAAGUUUCUUUUCGUCUUUGAUCAAAAAUUGAUAGUCUCUCAUCUCUUUGUCUCUUGUACUUGGAUUCUUUGAUUGGGAUAUCUUCCUCAUGUUAGAGUUCCUCCUAGGUCGAGAUCGGAAUCUCAAAAACCUUGUUAGGUGCGAGGAGAAGAUGUGGGGAGAAGUAAUUCAAUUAAUCACGAAUCAUCAUUCAUCGGCGAUCAGCUAUUAAAAAGAGAUUUUUGUUGCCGUUUCUCGAAGAAGAAAGAAGAUGAAGGUGAAUAGAGAAUUUUGAUUUCUCAAGAAUGAAGAAGAAGAAGAAGAAGAGCGUGAUAUAUUUAUAAGCAACCACAAGGUUCUCUUGGGUUAUUUUCUUUUUUUCUUAAGCAGAGUAUCUUUGCUUCACUUAAUGAUGAUUUGAUAUUAAUCUAGCCGUUGGGAUUUUUCACUAUUUGUAAGAAAUUAGAGAUCCGAUUUGUUUAAUAAUAUUGUAGAGGAAAUCUAAAUUACAUCCUAUUUCCAUUUACUAAUCUCAAUCUAACCAAUAAG
Molecule: messenger RNA, 891 nt
Organism: Arabidopsis thaliana (thale cress)
Lineage: Eukaryota; Viridiplantae; Streptophyta; Magnoliopsida; Brassicales; Brassicaceae
Exons: 1
Coding region: 211-435 (74 amino acids)
Source: RefSeq, marked reviewed